Nerophis ophidion (straightnose pipefish) is the source of this 1221-nucleotide messenger RNA. RefSeq names its product zinc finger protein 239-like. Gene Ontology annotation, cellular component: nucleus. The transcript has a single exon. Gene Ontology annotation, biological process: regulation of transcription by RNA polymerase II. The annotation marks the transcript as partial. Gene Ontology annotation, molecular function: RNA polymerase II cis-regulatory region sequence-specific DNA binding; DNA-binding transcription activator activity, RNA polymerase II-specific. Lineage: Eukaryota; Metazoa; Chordata; Actinopteri; Syngnathiformes; Syngnathidae. The record is from RefSeq and is a predicted model, not a curated record.
UUUAUCUGUUCAAUCUGUGGUAAAGGUUUUACAAGAAGUACAGAUGUGAAAGGACACAUGAGAACACACACUGGGGAAAAACCUUUUUCUUGUUCAAUCUGUGGUAAAGGUUUUACACAUCGUCAAAAUUUGAAAGUACACAUGAGAACACACACUGGUGAAAAAACCUUUUCUUGUUCAAUCUGUGGUAAAGGUUUUGCACAAAGUAAUAAUUUGAAAAGACACAAGAGAACACACACUGGAGAAAAACCUUUUUCCUGUUCGACCUGUGGUAAAGGUUUUACAAGAAGUACAGAUGUGAAAACACACAUGAGAACACACACUAGUGAAAAACCUUUUUCUUGUUCAAUCUGUGGUAAAGGUUUUACAGAAAGUCAGAAUGUGAAAGUACACAUGAGAACACACACUGGUGAAAAACCUUUUUCUUGUUCAAGCUGUGGUAAAGGUUUUACAGACAGUCUAACUUUGAAAAGACACAAGAGAAUACACACUGGUGAAAAACCUUUUUCCUGUUCAAUCUGCAACAGAAGCUUUUGUUGACAAUCAACCCUUGUAUCACACAUGAGAAGACACCCAGGAGAGAAAGUGUUGAGUCUCAGUGUGUGUGGUGAAAGAUUGUCUUCUAAGUAGCAGUGUAAGAAACACAAGUGUGCUGGUGAGAACAGCAGCAGCAAAUGAAACUGCAGGAUUUGAAAUAAACUGUCCAGACUUUCAUUUUGACUUUCUAACAACAUCAGCACAUAUAACAUGUGUGACAUUGUUGUUUGUCUAACAAUCUGUUUAAUAUGCUUCUACAUUUAUUGCUGAGAUAUUUUAUUACAGUGCUUUUUUCAGUCAAAUACAUGCAUUAAUAUGCAACAUUGUGUACUUUUAUUAAAAAAAUGAACGGAACAAUUUGACUGAAAAGGUGAGAGUAAACAGCACAAUACAUUUGUUUACAUACAAUAAACAUUGUAUGUGUAUAUAUAUUCAUAAUACAAUUUUAGACCUAUUCAUAAUACUGUUUUUCUAUGUGUUUGAAAUAUUGAAGUGUUACAUAAUGUUAUUUCCAAAUUUUAAUAAUCCCAUAGAUUAUCACCUUUAUAUGAUAUACAUAUGUACUGGUUCACAUCUGAAACAUCUUCUGGACCACUUCAGGAAGCAUAUUAUUAUUUACUUUAUACAUCAUUUGAACAGUUGUCUUUUAUACAAUUUUAAAAUGUGUGACUUUAUGAAUCAUUU